UACUCUCCGAGGAUAAACACGCGCCGAUAACGCGUUUCUUUCCCCCCCCCUCCAACGGGUGUCCAUCAUCCCUGAUCACAUCUCCCCCCCCCGUUUCUCUUUUCAAGACGAGGGAGACGUCAUCCAAUAAUUGUUGGGUAGCGUCGUCGUUGUUGAUCUGAAUCUCUUUCUCUCUCCACCUCCGAUAUUGACCCUCUCGUCAUGGAGCAAGAGCUCCUCCCGCUGCUCGCGGACACCCAGUCCCCCGCUGCGGACGCCAGAAAGGCCGCGGAGCUGCGACUGCUGCGUCUCUACACGAACGAAACCUUUCCUCUGUCUCUCGCGGCCAUCGCCUCGCACAAUUCCGUUCCGGCCAACCUGCGACAGUCUGCCCUGUCCGUGUUGCGCACCUUCAUCCAGGCCGCUUGGUCGCCGCAUCUCGACGAAUUCAAGGGCCAGGUGCUGGUCAGCGAUGCCAACAAGGUGCACAUUCGACAGGUCCUCCUGGAGCUGGCCACUACGGCGGAUGUACCGGAGCGCAGGGUCAAAUCCGCUGCCAGUUAUGCUGUCAGUAAGGUCGCCAGUGCCGAUUUCCCUGAACAGUGGCCCGAGCUGCUACCCACGGUGCUGCACAUUAUCAAUAAUCCCAGCAGCACGGAUGGCGCGCUGCACGGUGCGCUGAAGGUCUUGCUCGACCUGGUGGAUACUGGAUUCAGCGAGGAGCAGUUCUUCAACGUGGCCCGCGACUUGGUGUCAUCGUUGUUUGCCGUCGCGACCAAUGAGUCCAGAAAGCCCAUCUUGCGGGCACUGGCCGUGUCCGUGUUCCGCUCGUGCUUCGAUACGUUGGAGAUGGUGCUGGAGCAGCACAAGACAGUGGUCAAACAGUUCAUGGACGAAGCGUUGGGAGGAUGGUCGCCCUUCUUCCUGACCGUCAUGAAGGCCCCGCUGCCGCAGCCACCGUCGGAAGACGAGGAGUCGAAGGAGACGGAGAUCGCAUCUCAGUGGAGAGGAUCGAUUGCCCUGAAACUGCAGGUGGUGAAGACUCUCAUGAAGAUCCGCAUGAUCUUUCCCGGCCUCCUAGCUCCUCAAACUCCCGCCUACUUCUCGACGAUCUGGACCGAGCUCUCCAACAUUCAGGGCCCCUACCAUGACUUCUACAUCACGGAUGAGCGACAGGGUCGUCUGGAGGAUACAGAUGCCCUCCCCUACACACUGGACUUCCUCGUUAUAGAAGAGCUGGAUCUGAUGCAGGCGUUAUUGAAGGCUCCUCCAGUCAAGGCGGAGCUGCAGACGCAGCUACAGAAUGCUGGACAGGCGGCCACGACUUCGAGCUGGCUCCCUGAAGUGAUGAAGUUGGUUGUGGCUUAUGCUCAGAUCACCACGGAGGAGGAAGGCUUAUGGGACAUCGACGUCAACCUGUUUCUGUCCGAGGAGACCUCCGUUACGGCUAAUAUCACCCCUCGCACGUGCGGCGGUGAUCUAGUGAUCAAGCUGGGUGAAUGGUUAAAGACGAUGACCGUGGAGGGUCUUCUUGCCUACACCAGCGCGCUGUUCGCGGAUGCAUCUUCUACAUGGAAGGCUCGUGAGGCCGCGCUGUUUAUUGUCAAUCAAUUGCUGCGUGACUUUAGCGAGGUGGACCAGCAGAUUCCACUGGAGUUGGCUAAUAGAUUCACGGAUUUCAUCAACUUCGCUAUUCAGCAGGAGCAGGAGCUUCUGCGCGCUCGGGGAUACCUGGUGGCAGGAAUUCUCUCCAAGACUGCGCCUGACGGGUUCCAGCAGCAGGCGGCGGCUUCUUAUCUUGAGGCCUCCCUGAAGGCCAUCACAGAAGACCCCUCUGAGGUCGUCCAGGUCUCUUGCAUUCGUGUUCUCCAGGAUCUCCUGACUUCUCUUCCUCCCGCGACCACCCAGGCCCUGCAGGUGCCCGUCAUUACGGCCAUCUCUCAGUUUAUCUCUCAGCACGAUCUUCGAGAGUCAACCGAUAACGAUGACCUCAAGGUCACUUUGGCUGAAACGUUACGCGAUACCAUCAUGGUCGAUCCCAGCGUGGUGAUCAAUUCGACGGCUCUCGAUGUGCUCUUCAACGUUGCCAGCAAUGGCGCAAGCAACUUCCAUCUGGUGAUGAUUGUUACCGAGGCCUUUGAGGAUAUUGUUGAGAGGAUCGCCGAACAGGGCACCGAAUCAUACAUCCGCCUCUGUGAGAAGGUCCUUCCAUCCAUGACAGGAGCGAUCGAUGUCGGGAGUUUGACGCAAGAGAACGCCCUGACCAACCUGGCGGUGGACCUCCUGCGCGCCUUGACGGAGAAUGGCUUGUCUCCCCUUCCUGCUGGCCUGGUGGCUAGCAUCAUGCCCAAGUUGACCAGGCUGCUCCUUGAGUCGACAGACGGUGAACUCAUCCGGCCUGCUACGCUUACCGUCAGACACAUCCUUGCCCAUGAUUUCGACCAAUUCAUCGCCUGGAGGGACCCAUUGACCGGCAAGGGGGCACUCGAGGUCGUCCUUGUGAUCAUUGAUCGCCUGCUCGGACCGGCUGUCGAUGAUAACGCUGCCACAGAAGUUGGUCAGCUUGCGGCAGAGCUCGUCGAGCGCGCUGGUUCGGAGAAGCUGGGACCUUUCCUCCCGCAGCUUCUUCGUGCCGUUGCCCAGCGCUUGGCUACCGCAGAGCAGGCUCAAUUCAUUCAGAGUUUGAUUCUUGUUUUCGCUCGUCUGACCCUGAUAAGCCCGCGCGAGGUAGUUGAUUUCCUCGCUCAGCUCGACCUCAACGGCCAGAACGGCUUGGCAAUCGUUAUUAGCAAGUGGCUGGAAAACUCGGUGAACUUUGCGGGAUACGACGAGAUCAAGCAGAACAUUUUUGCCCUUUCCAAACUCUACAACCUGCAAGACCCUCGUUUGGCUCAGGUGCAAGUCAAAGGUGACCUGAUCAUCCAGGACACUGGCCGUAUCAAGACCCGCUCGCAGGCCCGCGCCAACCCAGACCACUACACCACCGUCCCUGCACCACUGAAGAUCAUUAAGGUCCUCGUGGAGGAGCUUGUCUCUGCCUCUGGAAACCGCGAGCUCGACGCAGCCACCGCAGCGACUUUGGAGGAAGAGGGAAGCGAUGAUGGUGAUGACUGGGAAGACGUCCCCGGUAAUGUUUUGGAUCUUGGUCUGGGCGUCACGAAGCAGGAGUUGAUGGCAUUUGGCGAAGGAGGCAUGGAAGGUGUCUUUGGAGUUCGGAAGCGCGACGACGAGACGCAGGCAUUCCUAUUGGAGUUCUUCCGUGAAGCGUCAACCAAGCCUGGAUUCCAGGAACUGUAUGCUGCCUUGACCCCCAACGAGCAGCAGAAGCUCGGAAGCUUGGGUUAAUGGCGCAGUCUCCCAUUGGCAAACCCUUAUCCACACACAAGGGGUCGUCUUUGCGAUGAUCCCAUGUCUCAAACUAAAAGAGGGAAAAAAUGAAAAAUGAAAAAACUGAAAAAGGAAGAAGACUCAUGAUAUCCAACACUUUAUUGAUUACGAUGGAAUGAUACAGAUGCAGAUACACCUACAGCCAUGAGAUGUAUUGGCCCUAGCGUGCAGAAUAGCAUCGCAGGGUUUGAAAACAAUUGAAGAAUAUGAUCCAAAUUA
Molecule: messenger RNA, 3585 nt
Organism: Paecilomyces variotii
Lineage: Eukaryota; Fungi; Ascomycota; Eurotiomycetes; Eurotiales; Thermoascaceae
Product: putative importin beta-5 subunit
Exons: 3
Coding region: 202-3324 (1040 amino acids)
Biological process (GO): protein import into nucleus
Cellular component (GO): nuclear envelope; cytosol
Molecular function (GO): small GTPase binding
Source: RefSeq, a predicted model, not a curated record